UCCAGCACAUAUCUCCUGCACCCUGUGUUUGUUAGUGUGUGUGAUGCAGCAAUGACACACUGACCAGACUGUGUGUGGCGAGCUUUGAACAGACCGAAUAGAACUGCAUGAGACGAUGAUGUGGUGGUGUGCGCUCCUGCUCUGUGCGGCUCUCUCUGUAGAGUCGUACACCGUCCACGAACUAUAUGAGAACUUGAGUCACGGUCGACAGCUGAAGAUCUACCUGCCAAAGAGUGUCGAUAAGCUUGAGUUCACGCCCGCUGAUGAGCCCAAUAAGAUCUUUCUGUACUGGGAGAGGGGCCACGCCAGGGCCUCCAGAGGCCGAGUGUCAGGGACAGGAACUGACCGCCGCUGGUACCUCGAGAAGGUGACCUAUGAGGACCAGGGGACGUACACACAGAGAGACUACUGGAACAAGGAGGUCUCCAUUGUUAAAGUGGUCAUCAAGCCGCGAUACAACUACCCGAAGUGUGUGGCAGGAGAGAGCCUGUACAUCCCUCUGGAGGGACUCGACCUCGCAGACAGCUUCCUGAAGUUCAGUGGGGCCGUCAAUGUCACUCUGGUGAGGGAGGGGGCUCGGGUCUCUCAGGACCUACCAGACUACUGGGACCGUGUUCAGACUCACUCAAUGAAAAUCGAGAUUCUGAACGUGAACGUCAGCGAUGAAGGUCACUAUUAUCUGAGGGACCGCAGAGACCGGCUGGUGUCUGUCACCAGGAUGGAGCUGACAGCUCGCCAUGAGUACUCAGAGGGGAACCCUCUCAUGGCUCUGCUGCUGCUGCUCGGGAUCCCUGCAGGGAUCUGCUGCUGCUGCCGCAAGAAGAUCUUCAAGCAGAAACAAAACACAGCAAACACGCUGCAGGCCGUCCCUGUUGCGGUCCAUCCCCCCCCUCCCGUUGGACCUGUUGGUCCUGCUCCUCCCUAUAGCUCUGGACCUCCAGGAGGGGUGUACUACCAUGGCCCUGACCCCAACAUGGGUCCUACAAUGUACCCCCCUCCUCAGCCUGUAGGUCCAGGACAGUGGCAAGGCCCCCCUCCCUCCCAGGGUUUUAACCCCGCCUACCCUCCUCAGAAUCCAGCCUACCCCCCUGCUGGUCCACAGUGGAACGGUCCGCCUCCGGGUAUGCAUCCCCCAGGCCCUGCUGCUCCGAUGGGCUAUGCUCCAGCUCCAGUCAUGUACAGCUCUCCUCCACCAGAGGAGCUGAAGAUGCAGAAUAUGGCCUCCUCACCUGCAGACCCCCUGCUAACCAAGGCAGCACAGGCUGACUCCGCCCACUUCCCUGAGGCUCCAGUGCCCCCUCCCUCUUCCUCCAGUGCUCUGCCCGCUGACGGGGCUGCCACUUUCCAGAUCCAGGAUGGGAAAAACACCACCAACUUCCUGUAGAGACGCUGCAGACUGUGAUGUCACAGACUGCGAUGUCCCCCCCCUGUGGACACUCUGUGAUCAUGUCAGGAUGCACAAUGGUGCAGGAGGAGCGCGCCUCAGUGUUUAACCAUGCAGGGGGAGGGAUGCUUAGGAGGUGUUUGGUUAGCCUUGUUAUCCGCAUUAGCAUGUGGAAUAGAAAAUUGAUGAGUAGAUGUUUAACAGGUCCAGGAUCAGUUUAAUUAUAGUGUAAGACGAGUCAUUAACAAAAAUUGUUUUUUAAGUGAUUUUUACAGACUGCAGCCAUCAGCUUCUGUGAUCUUCGUAUGAAACUUUUUGCUUUUUAAAGAAGUAUGAGGUGUCAGGUUGAGUUUUUUUUGAUGUUUUUAAAGAAGCAUCUGUGUGUGUCUUUAACACACUCAGCUGAGUGACAAAACGUGUAGUCCAACAGAAUUACAAUAUCAACAAAAGGGAAGGACAACAAAAACUGACGAACAGAAAUCUUAAUGUAGUCGUUUCAUUAUUAUGGCUCGAGCUGAAUGCCCCUGAUUAUAUCCUUCUGCGUUCUCACAUCAGCUCAUUAGGAAGUGAAGUCCGAGUGAAAAAUUUGGCUGUUUGCGUUCACACAUACAGCUCCUCCUGGAAAUAUCAGGAGACUUUCAGGAGUUUUCUGCAUGUGUGAAAGCCCUGUAACAUUCACAUUGACUCCAUCAUUCGUUCACACAUUCGUCAUUCUACACACACCUAUACACACACCUUCAAUCCUCCUCACAGCAUGUUAAUGAUGUAUAUAUUGCUGUGUGGUCAGGUUUAAUCUGUCUAUAGUCAGUGAGAGCUCAUUAAUAACUGAACAUCACAGAAAGACUAAAGAGAACGACCUCAGGUUUGCUCACAGGUCACAGUCAGACAAGACUCAGAAAAAAACAAAAAUGGCCAAAAUGCAGAACUGGAGGUUAUUGUCACUUUACCUGCAUGUUCUUAUAUAUACACUCUAUGAUAAUGUACCUUCAUUUAUAGAUACAGUUUAUGAUCAUUUAUCUAUGUAUAAGUAUAUGCGCUCUGAUAAUUUAUCAAUGUGUAAACAGUCUAUAUCAGACUUUUUUCUUCUGUAGUCUAAAAAUGUAGGGAUUCAUGCUAACACGUCAGGUGUGUGUUCACCUGUGUGUCACAUGACAUUGCUGUGGAAUCAUUCUGCCCUCAGUCAGAUCUAACCUUGAAGUGCUCUUUAAACACACGCCACACAAACAACACAGAACAGUAGCCCUUUAGACACAGAUUCUGCAAAAGCUCCAACUGCCCACACUCUGCCCUCAUGGCAUUCUGACUCUGCCACCAUCCCGCCCCUUAGUCUUCUCUCACUCUGCUCUCUCCACCAUUGUACUUUUACACUCCAUGGUUCUAUUAUUAUUGCCUAACAAGGUACUAGUUACUGGUGCCGCAGUUAACACAGCUAAACAUUGUUUAAAAAACCCACGAUUGUUGGUCUAACAAAUAACGCGUCUUCAGACGUCACACGUUUGUUCAGCCCUGCCGGCUCUGAUGUGUUACAUUAAUCCAGUCUCACACCGUUAAACCUCUGUUAUGACCUGUGUUACUACCUCUGAUGACCACGUUCACGCCACCAUCACACCUCGGAGGAUCAGCCUCGAUCAGACUAAAAGGGCUAUUGUUACACACUGUUAUACACACUUUUACACACUCGACUUUCUGCAGUAUGAUGAUCAGAGUUCUGCUGUUACCAUGGAAAUGUUGUCAUGUUAGAGAGACUGUUACCAUGGUUAUGUCACCAGGUUAAAGAGAAUCUUUUACUAUGGUGAUGGAGUCAUGUUGGAGAGAGUCUGUUACUAAGGUGAUGUAGUCAGGCUUAAAAGAUUCUGCUACCAUGGUGAUGUUAUCAGGUUAAAGAAAGUCGGUUACCAUCGUGAUGUAAGGUGAAAGACAGUAAGUUACCAUGGUGAUGUAGCCAGUCUCUGAUCUCUCCUCAUAGUGCGCCCCCUGGUGUUACAGCAGAACUCUGAUCAUGCCUUUGUGUUAAACAGCAGCUACCUCGUGUUUGGAUUACAAACCUCCUCAUUGGUCACACCUGAGACAUAUCAGCCAAUCAAAGCGAGGCAGGCAGUAUUGCCUACUGUAGAUUUUUUUUUUUUUUUUAAAGCUGCUGAUCAGUGCCUCAGUCUGUAGAAACAUGAACAUGUUCAGAUCUUAUGUUUCAGUUACCUGUGUGUUUUGAUGUGUACCUGUGUGUUUGUAACAAUCAUCUUCACUCUGAGCAGGUGAUGGUUAUGCUUUGAGCAGAGCUAAAUGCUCUGUGUUUCUCAACCUGUGGACUUUAUACACUUUGGGUUCCUACCUCUCAUUUAUCUCUUCAAACAGCAUCAAUAAAGCUUUUUAUUUUACACUCUGA
This is a messenger RNA of Labrus bergylta (ballan wrasse), 3767 nucleotides long. RefSeq names its product wu:fc21g02. Lineage: Eukaryota; Metazoa; Chordata; Actinopteri; Labriformes; Labridae. The record is from RefSeq and is a predicted model, not a curated record.